AUGCGGAAACGCUUCAACGUUCACUGGAGUCAACACAUGACAGAUACAGAACUGUACGAACCAGAAGCACCAACUGUAAUUGUCGACUCGACAUCGACAGAUUACAUCGAGUUCGCAUGGGAGCUUCCAUGUGGAAGAACGGGUGGCAACAUAACAGAGUACCGAUACAAGUAUAAAAAAGCAACAGACAAUAAGUUCAUGCAGACUACCACAACAACGGAUACACGUAUAAGGAUAACUUCCUUAACGCCAUGCACUUCAUAUGUAUUUCAAGUGACAGCUUUGAACAGCAUUGUAAAGGGAACGUGGUCCAAUGAGACUAGGCAAAAUACAACACAAAAGGGUUUCGGGAUUGCGCCUACAUUCAAUAGCAGUAGAGUGACAUCUAAUACCAUCAGCAUCACCUGGAACCCCAUCCCAUGUGGUAGUAGAGGAGUUCGUGUCACUGGUUACGGCGUGAGUUUGUCUCGACAAGACGGGCAGAGCAAGCGAGACAACCUAAAGCAAGUGCCAAACACUUCUGUAUCUGCACAGUUUGACCAGUUAUCCCCCUGUACAACAUACAUUAUCACCGUAACUACUGCACAACUUAGGGGUGAAGGGACAUCGUUUAGCCGUGAAAUAGAAACUGACUCAAUCGUUCCAGGUGUUGUUACUGGCUUGACCAUCAGUCGCAUACAACAUGACAGACUGAGAGUAUCUUGGACAGCCCCACAUGGUACCAACCCAGACACUCCAUGCCUCGCCACCGACUACCUGGUGACCUAUGAACUCAUCAAUCUGGAGCAAUGUCAGGAGGUUAAUGAUGCCGGUGUUUCAUCACUGAACACUACCGAUACUUCAGUCAUUAUAGAAGGAUUGGAAGCAUACUCUACAUAUAGGGUCAUUGUUACAUCGAGAAAUGAAGCUGGGAACGGAACAGCGACAACCAGAUCAAAGAUUACCGGCGAAAAAAGUAAGUGUGUCAGAGUGGAUGCAUAA
Messenger RNA from Asterias rubens (European starfish), 981 nucleotides. RefSeq names its product neogenin-like. The coding region runs from base 1 to 981 and encodes 326 amino acids. The transcript has 4 exons. Gene Ontology annotation, molecular function: protein binding. NCBI's taxonomy places the organism in Eukaryota, Metazoa, Echinodermata, Asteroidea, Forcipulatida, Asteriidae. The record is from RefSeq and is a predicted model, not a curated record.